AUGGGGCAGUUGUUGCCGCCCUUGAGGUUCAAGGAGGACCUCAGGUUCAAGGAGGACCUCAGGUUCAAGGAGGACCUCAGGUUCAAGGAGGACCUCAGGUUCAAGGAGGACCUCAGGUUCAAGGAGGACCUCAGGUUCAAGGAGGACCUCAGGUUCAAGGAGGACCUCAGGUUCAAGGAGGACCUCAGGUUCAAGGAGGACCUCAGGUUCAAGGAGGACCUCAGGUUCAAGGAGGACCUCAGGUUCAAGGAGGACCUCAGGUUCAAGGAGGACCUCAGGUUCAAGGAGGACCUCAGGUUCAAGGAGGACCUCAGGUUCAAGGAGGACCUCAGGUUCAAGGAGGACCUCAGGUUCAAGGAGGACCUCAGGUUCAAGGAGGACCUCAGGUUCAAGGAGGACCUCAGGUUCAAGGAGGACCUCAGGUUCAAGGAGGACCUCAGGUUCAAGGAGGACCUCAGGUUCGAGCCAGCACCAGGAGCGCUCGUGAUGCGCUGGCGACGCGAUCCCAGACACUUGCUAUCCCUGUCCGAACCGUCGAACCGUCGAACCGUCGAAGAUCCGGGGUUCCAGAGCCGUCGAGCCACAAGUGCCCGCCGCUGUGACGCUUCCCUUCUCCUGGCAUCGCGAUCAAGGGGUCCCGUCCGUCUUUCUUCCUGAUGGGCUCCAUUUACAGGGCUGGGCGUCGUCAGUCUCAUAAGUUGGUCGAGACCAUACACCCCCCCCGCCCAUUGCCGGCCCUGGCAGGGUCGCUUAGUCGAAGUUUCAGAUUCGGGCAAUCUUCCCAUUCAACGUCCUGUCGUGUUGCGCCACGAUGGCUGGGCCCCUGGCCCAAUGAGGUCAUGUUGAGUGCUCUGCAGGUUGUUGGCGGCCACUCACAACGCGUUGUCGCUGCUUAGUAGGGUGGUAUCCGGUGGCUUGCGUGUGGCAGAAGGCAGAGACAGGAAAAAAGGUUCGCCAGCAAGCUUGGUUUGCCGUUACCCGGCAUUCGCAUCUGGAGCACGACCUCCAGUCCCCCCCUCAAGG
Molecule: messenger RNA, 1023 nt
Organism: Verticillium dahliae VdLs.17
Lineage: Eukaryota; Fungi; Ascomycota; Sordariomycetes; Glomerellales; Plectosphaerellaceae
Product: cerebellar degeneration-associated protein
Exons: 1
Coding region: 1-657 (218 amino acids)
Source: RefSeq, a predicted model, not a curated record